GAUCCUUCGGUUCAGUUCAGACUGAGGGCACGUGGGACCCACCAUGAAUGAGUGGGUGAGCGCCACGUGUGAGGGAGCAUCUCCUCCAAUCGCACCAACUCAUCGAUCCAUCGCCCGCGCUUUUCUCUCUCGUCCCGCAUCGACCGACGCGCUCGCCCAGCCCGGCCCCUCCCGAUCGCCCGGAUCCCUGACGCCGCCGUCGGCGUCGCCCGGCGCCACGUACGUGUACAACGAGGUUCGGCAAAACCGCCGCCCUCGCCGUCGCCGUCCUCAUGCACGUGACGUCGCCGCGCGCGUCCUUGGGCUCGACGUUACGCACGCACCGGCACCGAUCGGAGGAAUCAUGAGGCUGGCCAUGGCCAUCACCAUGCCCGCCCAAAGUCCGGCUGCGUGGUCUCCCUGAAGCCGCGCGCAGGCCGUCUCCGUCCCGUGGAUUCUUCAUAGUUUCAUACCCAUACAGCCAUACUUACGUUCCAGACGAGAUCGAUGGAGCCCCGGCGCGACGCGGUGCUGCGGGAGCUCGGGGAGGCGUGGGACGAGGUCGAGGAGGCGGAGGAGGACCGGCGGGCGGCGCUGCGGGCGCUGGAGGACGACUGCCUCGCCCUGUACGGGGCCAAGGUCGCGCAGGUCAGGCACCACGCCGCGCGCCUACGAGCGGAGGCCGAUGCCGCCCGGGCCGAGCUCGACGCCCUCCGCGCCGCCAUCGGCCACGACGACCCGCGGGACACCGUUCGGAGCAGCGGCUCCAGGAGGAGCCUUAGGGAGCAGCUGCGCGUGGUCGCGUCGGAGCUGGAGGACAUGAGGCGGCGCAGGGACGAGAGGCGGCGGGAGCUCGCGGACGUGACGGUGCUCAUUGACCGGCUCAAGCAGGAGAUGAGGCCAACCGAACCGCUGCACGUUGACGCCGACGGUAACGACCUCACCAUGAAGAGGCUCCAGGAUCUCAGAGCGCAACUGAGGCACCUCCAAUCAGAGAAGGAGAAUCGAAUCAAGAAAAUGGCUGAGCUCAGGGACUCCCUACACGCGUCCUCCUCGGUUCUCGGCAUGGAACCGGCAGAAACCACCACCAGUUUGCAAGAAGCUGGCGCCGGUGGCGACAUCAGCGACGGCGCGCUCGCGAAGCUGGAGUCGGAGUCCGAGAGGCUGCGAGAGACCAAGCGUGGCAGGAUGCAGAGGCUGCAGGACCUGGUGGUGGCGAUGCUGGAGUUGUGGAGCCUGAUGGACACGCCGGCGGAGGAGCAGAGCCGGUUCCAGGGCGUGGCCUGCAACGUGGCCGCCUCCGAGGACGAGAUCACGGAGCCGGGCGCGCUCUCGGCGGAGGCCAUCGGCGAGGUCGAGGCAGAGGUGGCGCGGCUGGAGGGGCUCAAGGGGCGCCGGAUGAAGGACCUGCUGGCUAGGAAGCGCGGCGAGCUCAGGGAGAUCCAGCGCCGCGCGCGCAUCGUGUCUGCGGUCGCGGCGGCGGAGGAGGACCACGGCGAGGAGAUGCUCGUGCUGGACGACGACGGGGAAGGCGUGGCGGAGAGGACAUUGGUGCUGGCGCGGCUGGACACGCAGAUCUCGGAGGCCAGGGACGAGGAGAUCAGCCGGAAGGACGUGCUGGAGAGGAUGGAGAGGUGGCAGGCCGCCCUCGAGGAGGAAACCUGGCUCGAGGAGUACAGCAGGAACGAGAACAGAUACAAUGUUGGCAAAGGAACCCACCUCGUGCUAAAGCGCGCCGAGAAGGCACGCGCCAUAGUCAGUAAGAUGCCAGCAAUGGCGGAGUCCUUGAUGGCGAAGGUGGUGGCAUGGGAGAAGGAGAGAGGCGCCAAGUUCGUGUAUGAUGGUGAGGGACUUUUGGACAUGCUGCAAGAGUACGACAACACGAGGAAGGAGAAAGAACAAGAGAGGAAGAGACAGAGGGACCAAAGGAGGCAGCAGGGGCAAAGCACGGUGGAGUCGCCGGUGGCCAGAGCUCUCCCGAAGAGCAUCAAGAACGUGACGAGGACACUAUCCAUGGGUGGAGGCAAGAAGAUGGUUGUGUCAUCGUCAUCAUCAGCAUUGUCUUCAUCGAGGCCAACCACUCCAAGCUACCUCAAAUCUGCGUUAUCAUCACGUAGGAGCGACGAUGGGUUGUCACCAAAUUCUUUUGAGUGAGAUAUUUGGGUGGCUUGUUGUUUGCUAGGAGAAAAUUAAGACACUAGAUCUCGUGAAUUAAGGAUGUCGAUAAAACUUCUGUAUUCUCAAGAAGGAAAGAGAGUGUCGACGUAAUGAGAGUUUUAUCUCUACUAGAA
Molecule: messenger RNA, 2270 nt
Organism: Lolium perenne
Lineage: Eukaryota; Viridiplantae; Streptophyta; Magnoliopsida; Poales; Poaceae
Product: 65-kDa microtubule-associated protein 3
Biological process (GO): microtubule cytoskeleton organization
Cellular component (GO): cytoplasm; spindle
Molecular function (GO): microtubule binding
Source: RefSeq, a predicted model, not a curated record